AUGGUCUUUUGGGAAACUGUGUUGAUUGGAAACUAUAUUCUGGCACUAAUUGGGUUUAUUGCCAACAUAUUUUAUUUUAAAUUGGUAGUUUUUAACAAGUCAUUCGAUGUUUAUUGCCGAAUCGCAUCACUCAUAAUAGGUUCUGCUACAACUAUUCUAAUAGUUUCGAAUGUUGUCAGCACCUCAAUAUGCUUGUCAUAUGGAUCUUAUUUGAAUACAGGCGUAUGUUUGGAAAAUGUAUACCACAUCUCAAUGAUAGUUCUUCAUUCAUACGGAGAAUUUUCUAUAGCUUCUGGAAUUUUUAUUUUGAUUUUUGAACGAUACGCUUCCGUGUUUUUUCCAUCAUUUCGACUAUCUAACUCAUACAAAUAUUGGUUUUCUUGUUUGAUGAUUCUUUUUGUUGCCGGUCUUGGUCUGUAUCUGUACAUGAUGAACGUUGUUAAAUCCAUGUUCUCCGUAAUAUUCUCCACAAUAUUUGUAUCUAUUCUCUACUUGAUUUCUUUUAUCCUUGUCAUGUAUCUGUUCUGUGCUGCAAAAAGACGAUAUUACGAAACCCUUGGAAUUGUGUCAUUGACUAGAAGAUACUUGUUAUCAGAAAGUUUUGAACUCUGUCGAAGCUCAUUGCCAGCCACAAUUUGUUGCCUUGCUAUCAAUAUUUCAUUAUUCCUUUCUUUUUGGUGUUUAAUAUUCGGAAUCAUACCUUUCAUUUAUUUGAGCGAAUAUUUUGUACUUGCAAAUACAACACUUAACUUAACCGCAACUGUUUUCCCCAUUCUUUUCCUGGCUGGCUCAACAAAAAUUCGUAAGAAGAUUGCGAAAAUAAAUCCAUUUCAACAAUUCGAAGAGAAAGUGGAGCUUCAUUUUGAAUUUCGUCAAUUAAACGGAAAUCGGAUAAAUAUUUCACAAUCUCAAAAUGAAUAUUUUGAGCAACUUCAGAUAUCAUGGUCGUGA
This is a messenger RNA of Caenorhabditis elegans, 951 nucleotides long. It is a transcript of the gene T03F7.6, whose product is annotated as G_PROTEIN_RECEP_F1_2 domain-containing protein. Bases 1 to 951 code for a protein of 316 amino acids. The record is from RefSeq and is marked reviewed. The transcript is spliced from 9 exons. Lineage: Eukaryota; Metazoa; Nematoda; Chromadorea; Rhabditida; Rhabditidae.